This is a messenger RNA of Xiphias gladius (swordfish), 4028 nucleotides long. RefSeq names its product zinc finger protein 16 like (gene znf16l). The transcript is spliced from 3 exons. The coding region runs from base 115 to 1770 and encodes 551 amino acids. Gene Ontology annotation, biological process: regulation of transcription by RNA polymerase II. Gene Ontology annotation, molecular function: DNA-binding transcription factor activity, RNA polymerase II-specific; RNA polymerase II cis-regulatory region sequence-specific DNA binding. Gene Ontology annotation, cellular component: nucleus. The record is from RefSeq and is a predicted model, not a curated record. NCBI's taxonomy places the organism in Eukaryota, Metazoa, Chordata, Actinopteri, Istiophoriformes, Xiphiidae.
UGCUCAUGCUAACCCUGACAAACCUAACUACUACCUUUCAGCAUCAUACAAACAUUAGCUUGCUGAGUAGCUUUUAGCUAGCUAAACUCUCCAUUAACGAAUCUAGGCUAAUCUAUGAGUCGCAAAAGAAACUACAGUUUUGCUGAAACGAGCCUGUCUCCUGAACUACAGGACGCCUUCAUGGAGCCUCCCGGGUCUGCAAGCCGAGCCGACAGCGAUUUCCUAGAGCUCGAGACCGACGAGGAGUUGCUCUGCUCGGUCGGCGACAUCACCGAGCACCUCGGCAGAAACAUCAAAGUGGUGCUGGAGACAGCGCUGUCUGAGAUUCGCAAAAUGGUCAGCAUGAGGAUACGAGUCCUGAAAAUGGAGCUACGCGAGAAAACUGAAGAGAUCGAACUGUUAAAGGCGAGACUGGAUACAGUCCAGAGGGAUGGUGUUGCGACCACGGAGCCAUCUACAGAGGCGGGAUACAAGAAAACUGACUUCAGCUCCGGAACCAAACACAACAACGCCGACCCCAGGAGAGCCAAAGCUGUCAUGCCUGGUGUGAAGAAGGAGAAUAUAGAUGCUAUUUGUGACUAUCUGAUGAAAGACAAGAACUCAAGAGGUUGUGCUGAAAUGGACGGAGACCAGAUCAGUCAAGCCAGCGGCGAGAGGGAGGCUCGCCAAGAGCAGGACCCACACUCUCUUAGCCUGUGGCCUGACAGUGGGAUGGCUGGCUCCGGCUCCGGGUCUGGGCACGGAGACUCUGAGACCACUACAGAUGACAUCUUCAGUAUGCUCCCUUCUGGCAGCAAACGGAUGUAUGACUACGAAUGGAUAGCACCAAUCGAGUAUUCCUCAGACCUGAAAGUCAUGAAGGAACCUGAGUGUGAGAACACUGUGACUGGUGAGACGGAUAAUGAUGAUGAAGAUGAGUCGUCGAGGAGGGAGGGGGGUGGACUUGACCAGGCCCAGGUUCCGCUAUCACAUGUCCAGCCCCCUGAUUUCUCCAUGGAGCCCCAGAGCUCUUCAGGGGAGGGAGGGAGUCCCCUGAAAGGCAACACAGACAGACCUGAGGCAGGUCAGCAGUUCCCCAGUCACACCUACAUCUGCUCUCUGUGUGGAACCUUCUGCCCUGACUCUGUGUUCCUGGAGGAACAUAUUAAAUUGAUACACUCAGAUUCUGCUGGUGCCCAGACUCUCCAGGCCCUGCAGUCCACCUCAUCUGCUGCACCCACCAUGGGGGACAGCAGCAGCGACUCCAGGAGGGGUGAAGGAGGGCAGAACAAGGAUGGCACAAGACCAGGGGCUGGUGUUGGCAUUAGUCGGGGAGGAGGGCCUGUGAAAAAGGAGAUUAAAAUUGAGGGAGGAUAUGAGUGUGGGGACUGUGGCCGCCAUUUUAACUACCUUGGCAACCUGCGGCAGCACCAGCGUAUCCAUACUGGGGAGAAGCCCUUCAUGUGUCCAGAGUGCGGAGAAAGGUUCCGCCAUGCAGCACGAUUAAAGAGCCACAGGCUGGUGCACAGCGGAGCCCAGAGCCCUUUCCCCUGCCCCCAGUGUGGCAAAGGUUUCUCAGUGCUGUCUGGACUCAAGAGACACCAACGGGUGCACACCGGUGAGAGCCCAUACGCCUGUCCUCAGUGUGGCCGGCGCUUUAAGGAGCUUGGGAACCUGUACACCCACCAGAGGAUCCACAGUGGGGCCACACCUUACUGCUGCCAGCAAUGUGGACGCAGCUUCCGCCAUCUGGGUACCUAUAAGAGCCACCGCUGUACCCCAGCACAGUAAAAAGCCUUGCUGCUACGCUCUCUGCAGCUCACUGACAAAUGAUACCAUGAAAUUUAAAGGACAUGGUGCUGACUCUGAGGGGUGUGUCUUCAUUGUGUGGCUGUCUGAUGUCACUGUGGGAGGUGCUGGUCAUGUGCAGAGCAGGGCUGGUUUUUCUGAGAUCCUGCCCAAGCUUUCAUGUUCUUUGACAUUCAUGGCAUUUCUCCUCAGGCGUCAAGAAACACUGUGUCAUUGAACCUCAAGGUUCAUUCUAGACCUUGGAAACAGUAGUUUGAGUCUCAACUUGUUUGUUAUGAAGCUUUAAAUGCUAUCACACAGUCUUCAUCAGCAGAUUGAGUUUGCUCAGUUGGCAAAGCUGAGCUUUGAAGUCCAUUCAUGACAUUGGUGAUUGUUAAGCCAACACUGUUAAAAAGUCCUACAAGCACUGAGAAACAUUCUAAGUUUGAGCGCCUACAGUUCUUUUACAACUGAGCAAACUCCAUCCAUUGAUGGAGACUGUAUUAUAUGGGAUAAAGCUCCGCAAAAGCUAGUAAACCUGGGUUGAGAUAAUUUGUCAAAAAGUUGCAUGAAGACAUAGCAUACAGGCUGUAAGACGUAUUUUUAGGCAAAGUCAUCAUGAGGAGAGGUGGAUCCAGGUCCACGACAAGGGAGGAAUACCCUCCCUGUUUUUGGACUUGACCACCUCAGUUCAGAGGACAAAGGACUAUAACAGUGGUUUUGCAUGUUUCAGCCCAUUUCUUAAAUUUUGGAUAUACUUUAAAGGAUAACUCAUGUUUAUUACAACUUUGGUUUUGUUUUCAUAGCUUUGUACAUCUCCUCUACCUGUUAUGAUAACUUUGUACUCACCAAGGAAGUUGCUGAGAUCUGAGACAUCAUUACAAUGAUGUCCAAAAUGGCAAAAACACAAACAGUCAAAUAAUCUGUAAGGAAAUAAACAGGUUAUCCACAUUAUCUAAACUACUUAAUUUGGAGGUAAACUCAGAGUGAGAACACAUGAGAUAUGGUUAGGUUCUGUUAGCCAAUUCAUUAACUCAGUGAAUCAUUCCCUGAUUCACAAAGUUUCAGCACAGUCUUUUAUUUAAUCCUUUUAUCUAUGAAGAAUACAUCUCACUUUUAGCCUGUAACAGCUAAAUUUAAACUUUUGUCUGUCGUCCUGUUUAUGUGGUCUAUGCAACCUGGUGUCUGUAGUCAGCAAAGUAUAGUAUCAAAUAUUGGAGUUUUAGUAAUUCUUAACUUGAAAAUUAUUAAAAGAAUUAGAUUUAAUUUAGGACUCAAGGAUUCAGAUUUGAUAAAAUGCUAUUAAACUGAGCAAAUGUGGUUGUUAAUAGCGACAUGUUGUUAAUAAUCCGUCAUUGUCUUGGAAAACUGUGUGCAUACAACUAUUCUUGGCAGCAUUGCCAUGUUCCAAAAUCUCAGAAAUUACACUAUAUUGGUGAGCUCAGUGUUAUCACAACUGAUAGAAUGAAUGGCCAGAACUACCAAAGAGAGGAAAAAAAACUGAACAUAGUGCUCACUUGAUUACUGAUCUGAAAUACAUUUGAGUUAUGUGCAGUUUUUCAUAUCAAACUGAAUGGCAAGGGAAAACUGUUAAAAACACUCUUAGACCAUGGUGUUAUUGGAAUAUGGUUUGCAUUAAUCUAUAAUGAUUUUAAACUAUUGAAACUUGGAGAAUUCAAGAGUGCAAGAUGGAAUAUAUGAUUUAAGAAAAAGGGUACAAUUGGUCAUUUGAGUUUUCAGUUUUUCACACUGACACACAUGGUUCAAGUACAAAAGGAAUCUCAUACCGAAAUAAUGAUGUACAGUGAAUUCAGAAAGUAUUCAAACCCCUUCACUUUUUUCACAUUUUGAUAUGUUGAGGCCUUAUGCUAAAAUGGUUUAAAUUCAUUUUUUCCCUCAUGAAUAUACACUAAAUACCCAUAAUAACGAAGCAAAAACAGAAUUUUAGAAAUCUUUAAAAAAGGACUGAAGUAUUCAGACCCCUUGCUAUGAUACUCUGAAUUUAGCUCAGGUGCCUCCCUUUUCUCUUGAACAUCUUGGAGAUGUUUGUACACCUUGAUUGGAGUCCACCUGUGGUUAAUUCAAAUGAUUGGACAUGAUUUGUAAAGGCACAUACCUGUCUAUGUAAGGGCUCACAGUUGAUAAUACAUAUCAGAGCAAACAUCAAGCCAUGAGAUUGAAGGAACUGCCUGCAGAACUCAGAGACAAGGUUGUGUCAAGGCACAGAUCUGGGGAAGGCUGUGAAAAAAUUGAUGCUGCAU